GUGACGCCGUCCCAUAAAGACAUUGCCGAAGCAAACACCGAGGGUCAUUCAUCGUGGAAACCCGCCGAACCGCCGGAAAAUGCUAAAGAAUGCCCAGAACCAGAACGCGUCCUACAAGUGCCAGUAAAUGAAAACCCCAACGACUCAAGUAUGGCUCGAACCGACCCAUCCCGAAAAAGUAAAGCCAACAGGGUAAAAGGUUACAUCAGACGUUGCAAAGACGCAUUGGCUUCUAAAAGUGUCCAGGAGUCCAAUCCCGAAAUAGGUCGAAGUGCUUGGUACAUUGCAGAAGAUAAAUCCAAAACUAAAAUAGAAAACAGUGAUGAAAAACAAAGUUGCCAUAUAAUACCUGCUGAAUUACAUAGAUGCGAGACAUCUGGUGAAAUUGAAUGCACUAGUGACAAUAAAAAUGCAUUAAGUGUUGUUUUUACAGUCGAAAUUGAUCAGGAACAAACGGUCGAUAUAGUGCAAAGUUUAGACGCGGAAGAUUUAAAAACUUCCGAUGGUGAAGUUGAAAUAUAGCAGAAAACUUAGGUGUUGAAUGUACUGAAAGUUCUGAAAAUAGAAAAUGUACGGAAAGUGCUGAAAAUGCAGAAAGCACGGAAAGUGCAGAAAGUGAAGUGUUUGUAGAGACUGAGCAAGAACAGAAUGAGUGUGCUGAAAGUACAAUAGUCAGAUCAGAAAGUGAUGACCUACAGGGUUCCCUGUGCAGUAUGCUAGACCGAUCGCUCGGUGGCGUGAUACCGCAGUACGCCUCGGUGAGGAAUUCUCUGCUGAGGCAGGCGAGGGACCUGCUCGUCUGCGCUCACCUGGGCGAUCUUGACCAGUUCGAGAGGUGUUUCUUGGUUCCUGCCGCCGAACUCAUCGCCACCAUCAUCAGGCAACAAGCUCAGAUCCGAGGCGUAGUCGUUAGCGGAUGGCCAGUAACCCUGUAUCGUGGCGGUUUGGCACUUCAUUUGGGCGAAUUAGACCCUUCAUAUCUGACACGGACCGGUGACUGUUACCUCUGCGUCCGUCCUUGUGACGUUUCUUCAGUUGGAGACCAGGCGACGCACCAAUCUUCGGAUGUCGUCGAAUUGGCAUUGAUCUGGCGCGGCGCCGAUAGGGAAAUUCAUUCCAGGCGGUUAGAACCGGGCACGCCGGACUCUUCGCUCGGCUUACAGAUGGACGUGCUGCCCGAUCUGUUGCGCGGCCUCUUGAUAACGGUCGAACGCGCGGUCGAGAGAGCCCCGUUGGAAGCCCUAGCAUUUCCUUGUCCACUCUGCGGAAGGUGUUACGAAUCCUGGAUGGGUAAUAAUGCGAACACCGAGUCGCAGACCGAUAACACGGUCUGCAGAUGUAGAGAAUAUACGGUACCAAAUAAGGAUAAUCAAGAUAGCAAAUGCAAGGAGACAAUACAGGAGAAAGGAAGAGAUCAACAGAGCUCAGAACUUGCGGGUGCGGUGUUUGCCCUGGGCGGAUCGAUACCGCAUAUCGACAGCGAUGAGGAUGAGGAGCUGCCUAAUAAACGUCUGUCUGCCAUGACGGGAAUGCUGACAAAACUACCGCAUGAUGUUGUCCCGCCGAAGGCUAUUAAAGAUUUGUCCGAAAAGUUAUUAACUUGUGGAAUAACAUUUCCAGGAACUCGAGAUAUAUCAGGUCGGCCACUUGUUAUAGUUGAUGCUUCUGAAUUAUCACGUGCUGGUUUGAGUUGUUUUGAAGUUGCUACUUUGCUCUUAUACUACACUUCAUUACCAAGUGAAGACAGUCUACAGCGGGGCAUAGCAGUUUUAGUGCUGCUUGAUGAAACUGGCGAGCAUGAUCAACGUAUUUGGGAACUUUUAGACACUUCUCUGUUGCUAUUAGGAGCACGUGUUCCAGCUCAAAUAGUACUGACAUGGGAACCCAACGGAGAUGAAAAUAAUGCUCAACCAUCAUGGAGGAAUGAACAACCCGCAUUGCUACCUUGCAGUCGUAUUCAAUGUUACAGAUGUUUGGAUAGCCAUGCACUUAGUCAAUACUUACCCAGCCAUCAGACCCCGGAACGUUGUGGUGGUUCAGCAAGACAUGAUCAGCGCGAAUGGAUUCGAUUUUUCAGGGAAUAUGAAGCAUUUCGUGAACGGUGCUGCGAAGCUGGCAGAAGGCUAAUGAGUGAAGCCAAAGAAUGCAAUACAACUGAUGAACACAAUGGUAAAACAGUAACUCGUAAAUCGCUUCAUCGCCAACAUCGUGCAUUGUCUCGGUCUCUUCUUUGUCCGGCUUUGAGAGCUUUGCGACGUGAUUCACCAGGGCUUCUGGCCCAGCUGGCUGGACGGGCACACGGAGCGUCUGCUGGUUCUAGUGAUGAAGUUGCGGCUGCUCUGGUGGCUGCGAGACGUCUUGCAGCUGAAAUUGAACGAGCUUGCCAGGGGCUAGAGAUGCUGGCCGAGAGACGGAGAGAAAGGCUACGAGAAUUAGCUAGGGAACAAGCCUUGGAACACGAAACAGACGAGGUAUUAUCGUGGAUGCGUCAUUCGGGUGAAGACAUGCUACAGACCUACAUCUCAGGAAAUAGUUCUAACAAUCAAGAUGCUAAGAGGCAGGAACAAGAUUUUGAGCAGUUUUAUUUUAUUUCGAUGCGUCAGCUCGAUCGAGGAGCAGAUUUAUGUGAAGAAGCAGCCAAAAGAACGCCCCUUCAGAGUACGGUACUCGCCCUCCGCGCCCAUAUGCGGGACUUCUCGACCCGCCUGGAAGCAGCUCGGGAAAGGCUUGAAGAAUCCGCCAGGAUUCGCAUCAACCACUCUCUCACUUCAACAACAAAUUCUAACCAAACAGAUCCAAACAAUCAACAGAAGAACAAAGAUAAUAGUCAACAAAUAAGUCAGUCUAGUGAAUGGGAUAUCGAAAAUGAGGAACGAGGUGGAGAUUCUGGUAUAGGAGCUUGUGUUAACUGUGAAGAUCGUGCGCCGAAAAAUGGAAAAGCUUUGGAUAGGUCUUGUUCGUGCAGAUGCUACAGUGAUCCUGAUCAAGAAAGAGCUGAUGGAAGUGAAGGAUGUCCUAUGAGCAAUUGUACCGACGAACUCGAGGAUGAGUCAUUCGAACCUCAGACUUCGACGCCUAAACCCCGAGGUCCGUUGGAGGUCAAUAGCCACCUGCAUUGCCACGCCUCUAACAUUGACCUGCCCGAUAUUAACGAUUUGCCCGGAGCUACUGACAUUGAUCCCAAGACCUACAAAACUUUGCUUUUAAUAACACGAGAAAUGAUUCAAACGGAGCGCGACUAUGUCAAAUCCUUGGACUACAUAAUAGAUCAUUAUCUGCCAGAACUUUUGCGAGAUGAUAUACCGCAAGCUUUGAGAGGACAACGAAAUGUUGUUUUUGGAAAUGUUGAAAAAAUCUAUGAAUUUCACAAUCAACAUUUUUUGCGCGAGUUGGAACGAUGUGAGAAUAAUCCUUUACAGAUUGGAAGAUCCUUUUUGAGACACGAGAAGAAAUUUUAUUUGUAUGCUCUGUACAAUAAAAAUAAACCGAAAUCGGAUUCUCUUAUGUCGGAAUAUGGAAGCUCAUUUUUUAAGAGUAAGCAACUAGAAUUGGGCGAUAAGAUGGAUCUUGCAAGUUACCUUUUGAAGCCAGUCCAACGGAUGGGGAAAUAUGCUUUAUUGCUGCAGCAACUUAUGAAAGCAGUUGCUCCAGAAGGUUCUGAAAAUUCUGCUGAUCUAGACGAUCUUAAAAACGCCGAACAAAUGGUUCGUUUCCAAUUGAGGCACGGAAAUGAUUUGCUGGCUAUGGAUUCUUUACGAGAGUGCGAUGUAAAUGUUAAAGAGCAGGGGCGUCUUUUGAGGCAAAAUGAAUUUCUAGUAUGGGAAGGCAAAAGCGGAAAGAAGUCUAUGAGACAAGUAUUCUUAUUCGAAGACUUGAUAUUGUUUAGCAAGGCUAGAAGAUUUCCUGAUCACAAAAAUUUGGACCUGUACAUUUAUAAAAAUAGUAUUAAAACAUCGGAUAUCGGUCUCACUGCUAGAAUAGGCGACAGUUCUACCAAGUUUGAGAUCUGGUUCCGAAAACGCAAACCGAACGAUACUUUUACCUUACAGUCUAUGUCUGAAGAUGUUAAAAAGGCUUGGACUGAAGAAAUUUCACAGUUGUUGUGGAAACAAGCGUUAAGAAAUCGAGAGGUUCGCUUGGCUGAGAUGUCUUCCAUGGGGAUUGGUAACAAACCCUGCUUGGAUAUCCGUCCCAGUUGCGAUCAGAUUAGUGACAGGUCUAUUAGUAUUGCCCAGCUAAGCAAAACUGCUCCUAGAUUCCGCAAUUCGAUUUCCAGUUCCACAUGUUCCGAGCUCAGUUUGCGAGUAAGCAAACGCCCUCACUCAGUUAUAUCUGUGAGCAGCAGCAGUGCGUCGUCCUCCGGCUCCAGCUCAAGUGCCAAUAGUUCCAGCGCCUGCUCCACCGCUUCUCGGACGAACACGACGGAUUCGCAUGUGAGGCGGUCGCUAGGGGCAACCGCGGUCUGCGUCAUCGGAAAGCAGCACAAGAGCCCGAAGGCACAUCACAGGUCUACCACGCUGAACAGCCAAUGUUCAACAGAGAGUGGCAUUCUAGCAGAUAUCUCCCUAAGUGAUGAUAUGAUACCCGAUGGCAGUCACAUUUGGAAUUCUUCUAGUUUAUCCAAAAGUAGUAGUUCUGCAUCUUCAUCUGAUGCCACAAAUAUUCUAUCAAAUCCUUCACCUGAGACUAUAAAUUCUGAAAAUAAUCUUAAAAAUAUUCCCAACUACACAAGUUGCAACCAAAUGCCACUUUUACUUUACCAAAACGAUCAAGAUGUCACUGUUAAUUUAUAAGAAAUAGGUAGAUUAUAUAUCUUAAGGCUUAUGAUGAAGGAUUAUGAACUGAAAAAUCAUAUAUUUGUUUCCUUGUUUGAAAUAUAGACAAGAUUUCUUUUGGGUCCCAAAUAAAGAUGAAAUUUAA
Ctenocephalides felis (cat flea) is the source of this 4920-nucleotide messenger RNA. RefSeq lists its product as uncharacterized. The record is from RefSeq and is a predicted model, not a curated record. NCBI's taxonomy places the organism in Eukaryota, Metazoa, Arthropoda, Insecta, Siphonaptera, Pulicidae. Gene Ontology annotation, molecular function: guanyl-nucleotide exchange factor activity.